AGUCGAGUCAAACCAGUUCCAUUUUCGAUUUGAACGGACGUGCACGCGUUACGAAUUCCGGACACCGUACGUUUUUUUUUGUUCAAUUAUUUUUUUCGGAGUUUAUUGAAAUUUUGCGCGUGUGUUUAUUUUACAAGUGCAGUGAGGCCAUAGCGUUUGUUCUGACUGGAUACGAGAUAUUUUAUUAAGGAACGUACGUAAAUAGGUUGUGUUUCGUCACCGGCGAGGAUUUUAUUUAUAGCAUUUAGCUUUAACAAGCUGUUCGUGUGUGACGGAUCUUAAUUUAGCAGUGCACAUGAGUAAACCCGGGACGGAUUUAAUUAAAAUGCGAAAAAAGAGGAAAACCUUGUACUGCGCCAGCAAGAAAUAAACGUGAAUGCUUAAAAGAUCGCGCGGAAUAUGCGUGCGUGAACCAGACAGAGACUGGCCGUAUACUUAUUGUUCAAGUGAAAUAUUCAAAACUCAUUACAAAUACAAACAGUGCCACGGUGAUUUAAAAAAAAAAAAACAAACAAAAAAAAAGUCGAACAAACAAGUAAUCGCCGUUUUAAAACUCGAACGCUUUUUGUUUAAACGUUUUGGGAUUGCCGCCUUCCAUGUUUGACUAGAGAUGUCUACGUAAAUAUUUAAUAUAAGCCACGAGAAAAGCGUUCGAAUAUUCAAAAAGUCUAAACAACUAAUUAAAAAAAAAAACUCAACAAAAUCGCUUAUUUAAAUUUGGAAUAAUGAUUUAAAACAUUUAAAUUAUGUGGAUACUUUUAAAAUAACAUCAGAAUUAGCGCGCGAUUAUAAUUUCCAAAUUCGAAUGUAAGACCAGCGUUAAUAAAAGUGAUAUUCAAAUUAGGAACUCGAAACUAAUAAAGCUAGACAUUCGUGACGCGACUGACGUCACGGCGUUAAGUGCUGUAGUGUGAAACAGUCGUCAAAGUGGCUGGGGACGAGCAUCUGGACAUGCUGGGGGGCCCCGAGUGGGGGCAGCGGGAGGCCACCCCCCCUAGAGACGCUCCCCUGCCGAGUUUUGGCUUUACACAGGAGCAGGUCGCCUGCGUUUGCGAGGUCCUUCAGCAGGCCGGCAACAUAGAUAGGCUGGGGAGGUUCCUCUGGUCGCUGCCGGCCUGCGAGCGUCUCCACGCCCACGAGUCCGUGCUGAAGGCGAAGGCCAUGGUCGCCUUCCACCGGGGGAACUUCAAGGAGCUCUACAGGCUGCUGGAGUCGCACAACUUCAGCGCUCACAACCACGCAAAGCUGCAGAGUCUGUGGUUGAAAGCUCACUACAUGGAGGCGGAGCGGCUUCGGGGUAGGCCACUCGGAGCAGUCGGCAAAUACCGGGUGAGGCGUAAAUUCCCCCUCCCCAGAACGAUAUGGGACGGAGAGGAGACCUCUUACUGUUUUAAGGAAAAGUCCAGAUCCGUCCUCCGCGACUGGUAUCUCCACAACCCGUAUCCUUCGCCACGAGAAAAGAGAGAGCUGGCCGAAACGACCGGACUAACCACAGUACAAGUAUCGAAUUGGUUCAAGAACCGCAGACAGAGAGACAGACAAGCUGAGCAUAAAGAUAGCGGCACCGGAGGCGAUAAGCAGCUGGACUCGUCUACGGAUGAUGACAGCGACGCACCCCCCGCGCCCCUCCCGCCCCCGCAGCCGUUGUACCCCCUCUACGACCACCCCCUCGCACACCUACAGUACCACCACGCGUGACCGCGCCACCACUCGCGCGAUCCGUUCUCCACAGCACGCGACAGGUGAUACGGAACAAACUUGGUGGUAGGACCUCUUGUGAGUCCGGAGUAGGUACCA
Molecule: messenger RNA, 1797 nt
Organism: Bombyx mandarina (wild silkworm)
Lineage: Eukaryota; Metazoa; Arthropoda; Insecta; Lepidoptera; Bombycidae
Product: homeobox protein SIX2-like
Source: RefSeq, a predicted model, not a curated record